AUGAACCAUUCACAAGAACCUGUGGUGCCUAGUGAUACUAUUGCACGAAUUUUUCAACUGUGCUCAUUUACCCAGGAUAGUACGAGGAUCACGGAGGAUACAAUUACCCUUACUGAGAAAUACAUCAAGUUAUUUGUUAGAGAAGCUGUUUUAAGAUCUUUGGAGAACAAAGAUAAAGUAAAAAAGGAGGAUGGCAAAGGAUCAUUGAUUGAAGGCCCUGUGCUGCAUCAUACAGAUUUGGAGGAAAUCUCGGGUAUAUUGCUACUUGAUUUUUGA
Molecule: messenger RNA, 276 nt
Organism: Eremothecium cymbalariae DBVPG#7215
Lineage: Eukaryota; Fungi; Ascomycota; Saccharomycetes; Saccharomycetales; Saccharomycetaceae
Gene: MHF2
Product: Mhf2p
Exons: 1
Coding region: 1-276 (91 amino acids)
Biological process (GO): replication fork processing; DNA repair; kinetochore assembly
Cellular component (GO): Fanconi anaemia nuclear complex; FANCM-MHF complex
Molecular function (GO): protein heterodimerization activity
Source: RefSeq, a predicted model, not a curated record